Molecule: messenger RNA, 1762 nt
Organism: Rhineura floridana
Lineage: Eukaryota; Metazoa; Chordata; Lepidosauria; Squamata; Rhineuridae
Product: sushi domain-containing protein 6-like
Exons: 5
Coding region: 139-963 (274 amino acids)
Source: RefSeq, a predicted model, not a curated record
UCCAUUUAAACUCCCCUGCAGCGCCCACGCUUCUUUCGGGCUGCCUUCUCGCCGAGGUCUGCGCGCCGGUGCUGGGAGCCGGCUGCGUAGUUGUUCCCCACCCCAGGCAUUCUUCCCUUGCUGGUGCUGAUAGCCGAGAUGGCAUGCUCUCACCUGCAGUCCAUGUGCAGACUCUUUGUGUGCCUGGCUCUUGUGACUGUGUGCAACACCCGGAUUUCCUUCAAGAGACAAGGUUGUGAAGUCCCAGACCCUCCAGAUCACAGCACCUACCGGUGCCACCCCCCACUAUGCCAGGAGCCUCCCGACUCCAGCAUGUUCAAAGCUGACACUGUGGUGGAGUUUUUCUGCCAACCUGGCUAUGUGCCAGCAACCAUGCCUGCCCUCGCCAUCUGCCAAGGAGGACAGUGGAAAAUGUUGAGAGACGUCAUGUGCAAGCCCCAAGGAACUCCACGCCCCAGUGCCCUGAUCGCUGCUGCCUCCAUCCCCAUGGUGAUUGCUGCUGCUGUGACUUUUUCUGCCUUCUUGGUGACAGUUGUGGCAUGCGUGCUCUUGAAGCCGAGAUUCCACUUCUGCCCCUGCAAUGGUGGCUCGUAUGAGGCUUUGGAGGACUCCAGCAGGGUGGAGCGUGUGGAUGAACUUGAUGCGAACCAGUCAGGCAGCAGUGGGGGGGGGCUGGCCCUCCCCUCCUACGAAGAGGCCAUCUACGGUCACACAGGGGCCCCCUUGCCGCUGGCUGGCCGAGGCCCGACCCCUCUGGUUUUUUCCCAGGACACCUUGUCCCACCCAGACCUCUGUGGCCCCAGCCAGAGCCCACCUGGGGGAGCCCCCUUCCUGGGGGAGCCCCCUUCCUACCAAGAAGCCUUGGUGGCAACCUCUGCAGCAACAGGAAACGCCCCAGCGGGAGUGGCAAGGCUUGCGAGAGAACACUUGCCCCCCGUUGUUGGAAAGAAGAGCAGGCCCUAGCAGUGGUUGCAGAGCUCUUACUGAUCUACCUUGGAGCCAGAACCUUCUUCCAAACGUCUCCCCACGUCGUAGCAGUGGCGGCGGGGGUUUAACAGCUGGAAAUGCAAUAGGGGCAGUGGCCAAGGCUACUGUACAGGAGCAUCACUCCACCCCCUCCUGAUCAAAUGCUGCUUUGGGGAGGGGUACAGCGGGUGGAGCAAUUCAUCUGCUGCUAAUGCCCCAUUCAGUGGCCCUGAAAGAGCAGCACCGUUUCGUAGGAAUCGCCGGGCUAGGUGGAUUUUGGUUUCAAGGCACAAGUAGGAAUUCUCUUCUAAGAAUUCAGUUUUAGCUCUCUUUUUUAAUUGUCCCCCCCAAAGCAAAAUGGGAGUGUUGCAAAACUCCUCGGUGGGUGCUGGCUUGGUUAGCAAGGAUCCUCCCGAAGAGUUGACAUGGGCAGGCCCUCCUGGGCUCGGACUGGGUCAGCUGCUUAUGUGCCUUGAGCCUGUGCUGCAGGUGCCGGCCCAACCACAGACUGAUCUUCUCCCAGCAACAUAUGGAAAUCACGGCUCAACGGGUCCGGGGACCUGUUCAUAUAUUAAACGCUCCCUCUACCUAGCAGCCUGUUGUUUUGCAGGAGCAAAGUUAUGGCUUUGCUAAAGCUUAAAAGCAGUAUUAACAUUUGUGAGGCUUCCGGGGUAAUUACUCAACACUAUAGCAGCCUUGUUUGUGAGACAACUCUCCACUAUACUUGAAUGAUGUUUGUUCUCAAAUAUUUGUGUUUUUUUAAACUGCAAUUAAAACACCAUUGUUCUAUAUUAAA